Messenger RNA from Paramecium pentaurelia, 444 nucleotides. NCBI's taxonomy places the organism in Eukaryota, Ciliophora, Oligohymenophorea, Peniculida, Parameciidae. The record is from the annotation of a GenBank genome assembly.
AAUGUUAACUACAAAAAUAGCUUAACCUGAGAAAUAAGAUUCUACAUAUCCAAACAUUAUUUACUUAGUUGAAUAGCAUUAUGGUGUAAAAACAAUAAGUAUUCGGGAAUCCAAAGUAUCAUGUGAAAUUAAUUACUUUAGCUUAUGCAGAUUUAUUGGUAGAUUUCGAUGAUGAAUUUAUUAUAGAAUAAUAUUUCAGAAUAAUUGAGAGAUGGCUUAAAAGAGAUAAAGAAAUAUACUCUUGGGCACUUGAUUAUCUAAAACAUAAAACUCAAGAAUUAUUAUUAAAUGCCGAAACAUAAGAGAAAAGUAUGGUUAAUAAAUGUUUGGUAAAUUAAUUUUUUGAAGAAAACAAAUAAAGUGAAUAAGUUAUUAAAAUUAUUUAUAUUUACACAACUAUUAAUUAAUUAGGAUCAAAUUUUAGGACAUUUUAGAUUAAUUUGA